GAAAGACUUUGAGGGAAUGAAUUUGUGCCUCAACAGGAGGGAGACUUGCUGCGGCUUCUUGACCUCCGCUCUGAGGAAAACUACAAAGUUGGGACUGACUUUGUUCUUCAUCGCUCGCAGCUCGUAUAACUCUCUAUGUCCGGCGAACAGAAGGAGCCACAAGAGGCUAUGAACAUGUACUCUGUUACCCUCAGCGGCCCAGCGCCGUGGGGCUUCAGGCUGCAGGGAGGCAAAGACUUCAGCAUGCCACUCACUGUGUCAAGGCUUACACCGGGUGGAAAGGCAGCUCAGGCCGGAGUCGGGGUGGGAGACUGGGUGGUCUCCAUCUGUGACGCCAAUGCCGAGGAUAUGACCCACGUGGAAGCACAAAACAAGAUUAGAGCAGCAACAGACUCCCUUACCCUCACCCUCAGCAGAGCCCAAACCGUACAGAGUAAGGAGCAGCGCAGCCAAAGGGUGGAGAACGUGCCCUGUUUUAUCCCCAAUGACCGCAGCAAGAAGAGGCUGAUCGAGGACACCGAGGACUGGCAGCCCCGCACCGGCACCACCCAGUCUCGCUCCUUCCGCAUCCUGGCCCAGCUCACAGGCACCGACUUCAUGCAGGACCCAGAUGAUGAGAAUAUGAAGAGGUCAAGGGAAAAGUUCCUCACUGAGAUUCAGAGUCCUCGUUACGCCCGUCUGAGAGACUGGCACCACGACAGGUCCGCUCGCGCCCUCAAUAUCAAAGUCUGCCUCGAGCCAACUCCUUCCUCUGCCAAGACCCAAGCCGCAGAUAAACCAGAUGGUUCAAAAACGGCAGCGGCGGCGGCGGGAACUUCUGGUCCCUCCUGCAGACCGCCGUGGGUCACAGACCCGAAAUUUGCUGAUCGAUACCGGCCGGACAAAACCAGUACCGUGGUGACCCAGCACCAGCAGCCAGUCCAGCCGACGCCCAUGCAGAACCGCAGCUCCAUCCUUCAGGCAGCGCAGCAGGCGCCCGAAGACAGCGGGAGGACCCCGGUGUGUGGCGCCUGCAACAAAAUCAUCAGGGGUCGGUACCUGGUGGCAUUGGGGCGUUCCUGGCACCCUGAGGAGUUCACAUGCUCCCAGUGUAAGGCGGUCCUGGAGGAGGGCGGCUUCUUUGAGGAAAGGGGCUCCGUCUACUGCACAAAGUGCCACGAUAACCGCUACGCACCCAACUGUGCCAAGUGCAAGAAGAUAAUAACAGGGGAAAUCAUGCACGCCCUGAAGAUGACCUACCACGUUCAGUGUUUCAAGUGUGCAGCCUGUAAGAAUCCCAUCAGGAACCAGGCCUUCUACAUGGAGGAGGGCGAGCCUUACUGUGAGAGAGACUACGAAAAGAUGUUCGGUACCAAAUGCCAUGGCUGUGACUUCAAGAUUGAUGCCGGCGAUCGCUUUCUGGAGGCCUUGGGCUACAGCUGGCAUGACACGUGCUUCGUCUGUGCUCUCUGCCAAAUCAACCUGGAGGGGAAGACGUUCUACUCGAAAAAGGAUAAGCCCCUGUGCAAAGGCCACGCUUUUGCUCCGGUGUAAGAGAGCCGACUACACCUUCAGAGGAAGCAACGCAUCUCCCACCACCUCCUCUUUAUCCCACCCCGCCCUCUGACAAAAUCCACAUCCUGUCUUUGCCAGCCACACACACGGAGUUGAGCGCAAGCUUCUUUUCUAUCCCGCAGACUUUGUUUUUAUACGCCGAGCUCAACGCCAGCUUCACAUACAGUCCACCUCACUGCCUGCAAAGACAAAAGCUGCACUGCAAAACUGGAAGUAAGCAAAGAAUUAUUUCAACUCCGUGGCUACUUGAUUUUUAUCUAAAAAUGGAAAAGGUCGCUCUUGUUUUUUAUCGAGAUUCAUUGCAAUCAUCCUCAAACUCUCUGUAGUGACAUCGGUGGUUUAAAGGAGUCAGUGAGCCUGUAGUAAUCGCACACCUGCAGUGCCCUUUAAUGUGAUGGGAAGCAGUCAGGCAGCAAAGGGGGGCUGCUGCUUUCUGCCUGAUUGGACAGAACCACCAGCCCUUCCAAGAAGCGUGGAGUGGUGCAGGUUCCACCUCAGUGCUGACAAGUCGGAGCCCGUAGUUGAGAAUGUUUGAUGGGGAAAUCCUUAAUUGGUCACAUUUUAAAAUAUCACAGAUGUGUUUUAUGGAAAUCCUCCAUAAUGUAAAGAAAUUCCUCUUUUCUCAUUUCCAAGCCAAAAACGGAAUCAAACUCAAAUUUUUCAUUGUGACAUAAUACCAUGACACCUCAUUGCUGUAGCUCCGUACCGUGUAUUUAAACUGCUUCAGAUCUGGGCUGUGUGUGUUUAUAGCUUACAUUUUCAAAUAAAACUAUUUACUUAACCCACGGAAAA
Xiphophorus maculatus (southern platyfish) is the source of this 2346-nucleotide messenger RNA. It is a transcript of the gene pdlim7, whose product is annotated as PDZ and LIM domain 7. The record is from RefSeq and is a predicted model, not a curated record. Gene Ontology annotation, biological process: actin cytoskeleton organization; muscle structure development; heart development. Bases 136 to 1533 code for a protein of 465 amino acids. Gene Ontology annotation, cellular component: Z disc; stress fiber; adherens junction. Lineage: Eukaryota; Metazoa; Chordata; Actinopteri; Cyprinodontiformes; Poeciliidae. The transcript has 14 exons. Gene Ontology annotation, molecular function: muscle alpha-actinin binding; actin binding.